Molecule: messenger RNA, 1404 nt
Organism: Dissoconium aciculare CBS 342.82
Lineage: Eukaryota; Fungi; Ascomycota; Dothideomycetes; Mycosphaerellales; Dissoconiaceae
Product: acyl-coenzyme A thioesterase 9
Exons: 3
Coding region: 1-1404 (467 amino acids)
Biological process (GO): acyl-CoA metabolic process
Cellular component (GO): mitochondrion
Molecular function (GO): fatty acyl-CoA hydrolase activity
Source: RefSeq, a predicted model, not a curated record
AUGUCAGCAAUCUCAAGAUCCGGGCGUCUUCUGCGCCAGCUCCACGCGAAAUCAAUCAAGUCAUCUUCCACCAACAUCAUCUGUCGACAAUUCUCUGCACAACCAUAUCGCCAGACCGAUGGCGUAUUCCGCGCCCUCACAGAUCAGAGGGUCCAAGUGCCAUGGGUUGAAGCAUUCCGGAAGCAACAACAGCGAGCUGGUCGCAAUGCCGAGCCUGCGGCCUCCUCACCAACCACGCCGACACGGGAUCUGACACCGAAGAAGAUGUCCGAUUCGUAUCAUAGUGUCGUCCUACCUUUGGCUCAAGAGCCAUACCUCCUGGACACUUACAUGAAUGCUUCCGGUCAUAUUCGUAUAGGCACGAUUCUGAUGGACCUUGACGCACUUUCCGGAGUCGUCGCAUAUAAGCACACCGGCGAAGGCUACACGACAGUGACCGCUGGUUGCGACCGCAUCACGAUCAAUCAUCCUUUGACUGAGGUUUGCGAUCUCGAGUACAGCGGACGCGUCACGUACGCUGCAGGCGGUAGCAGUAUGGAGAUCACGCUCCAGGUCGCAAAAGCGCCGCAACCGGGCGAAGCACCGAAAGCGGAGGAUGUUAUGAUUGUGUGUCAAUUCACUAUGGUCUCGCUAGACCCGUCAACGAAGCGACCGGCGAAGAUCGCGCCGGUUGUGCCAGAGACGCCUGAGGAGAAAAAUGCCUUUGCUCAGGGCGAGAAGAACAGCAGACGGCGUAAGCAAGCGCUCAAAACGUCUUUGCUCAAACAGACUCCGAAUGAUGCCGAAAGCGAUCUUAUCCAUGAUAUCUGGCGUCGACAACUGGAAUACCACGAUCCAAAUGUUGCGCUGCGAAAACCUGCAAAUGUCCAUUUCAUGGAACAGACACGACUGAGCACCGCCAAUAUUAUGCAACCGCAGUAUCGAAACAGGCAUUCAUUUAUGAUCUUCGGUGGCUAUCUUCUCAAACAGACUUUUGAACUUGCAUUCUGCUGCGCCGCCAGCUUUUCGCACACAAGACCUACUUUCGUGUCAUUGGAUCCUUCAACAUUCGAAAAUCCAGUUCCCGUGGGCAGUGUUCUCUACCUCACUGCUACUGUCGUCUAUACAGAUCCGCCACUCGUGCGCGGCCAGGAAGAUCAGUCAGAGUCCUCCGCGCCUAACGAUGGUCUCACGCGGAUCCAAGUCCGUGUGGACAGCAAAGUGCGGAACGUGGAGCAUGGCGAGACCAAGCCGACCGGACAAUUCAACUACACUUUCACAGUGGACAAGGACAUCAAAGUCAUGCCCAAGACAUACUCUGAAUACAUGAUGUAUCUCGACGCUGGACGUCGUGUCCAGGGAGUCAUGGACAGCUUGCAGCAAGGCAAGACGGAUGCUGGAGCGGUUGAACGUGUAAUAGAGUAG